AAAGUCUCAGUCGCUCCCAGCCAGUCGCCCAGCAGAAACGACGCGCCUUACUUGCUACCCGCUUUUUUCCGGCCCACGGUUCGCGUGCUUGAUGCAGAUAUGUAUGCAGACGAAAUGUGAUUAAAGAAAAAUAAGUAACAACAAAUGUCCCAUAGCCGUGGUUUUUGCUUAACGGUGUCGACAGCUCGUCGGUGAUUCGAGGGGACGUAAUCGAUCCUAGCAUCAAACCACGUGGUAGUUCGAGACAGGGGACGUAUAGAACCAAUUAACCGAGGAUCUCAUUGAACUAUCGCAGAUAACACCGCCAUAAAAUGGGAUGGGACUGGGACUGGGCAGUCGGAGGCAUAUCCGAUGAGAUCCCAAGGACUACUGGGCCAGAGUGCAUCAAUUACAUGACAGACAGACGACGUUGGGUGGAGACGGUACUGCUGUCCGCCCUCUUCAUCUUUAUAAUGCACCGCUCUUGGAAACGUCUGGCACCUAUUAAACUGCCACCCCUGCACGAGAUUCAGAAGCCACACAGUCCGACGAGGCUAUUUCUCCUAAUCGCUUUGUCAAUGAUUUUCGGCAUUGAAAUGGGCUUUAAACUCUCCGGGCAGUCGAUGAUUUUCGCCCUGAAUCCAUGUCACGUACAAUCGUGUCUGCAGAUUUUUCUACUGGCUGCCAAGCCGACGAAGACGACGACAGCACUCUUUCGGAUCCAGAUGAGCAACCUCAACGGCCCUUUCCUGGCCUUUCUUUUCCCAGAGGUGGAAGGCCGCACAUAUCCCUUCGAGCAGGCUACGUAUUGGAUCCAGCACGCACUCCUCUACAUUAUCCCUAUUUAUCUUAUUCGGAGCGGAGCGUACACCGUCGAGGAUUUCAGCGAAUUUCACUGGUCUCACAUAGGUACCGCCUUCAUGUUGUUUUACCACUUCGUCCUGCUUUCGCCGCUCUCUAUAUUCACUGGCAUCAAUCUGGACCACAUGCUGUGUGCGGCGAUGUCGGAUCCAUUUCAGGGCUCCAACUACCGACUGUUCGCCUGUUGCCACCAGACUUUGCUGUGUCCGCUGCUGAGCAAGGGCACCGUUCUGCUGUUCAACCGCCGAAGUAGGAGCAGUACCGGCCUAAACGGAUCGGGGGGUUUGCCGGCGGCGAGGAGCGAGGAGGCUCAGUACCACCAGCUGACUCCUGCCGAGUAUGCUACGCAGGGGGACGCGAUCAUGAGACAUCGAUUCAGCGGCCAGGAUGCGGCGGACGAAGGACAUUCCCAUGACGCAGGCGAGAUGGCGUCCCUAUCGGCGGAGUACAUGCCGACGACCAAGAUCGACUAGUACAGAAGCGGAAAGGAGACCGAGAAAUGCCUACUGCGUCUAUUAUGCCUGUCAAUUCCGAAUCCGCGUAGGGCACCUUCAGUGCUAGCCUCAUAGCCCGAUUAUUCUGAAAUACGAUGGAUUUCAUGUGAGAACUGAGAGCUGAAUGUGUUGAUCAAAGACGUGUAGAUAAUAACAAUUAAGGCUAAUUUUCAUGCUCAUCGAGGUUAUACUUCUAAAAAAACCAAAAAUUAAAUACUUGUUCAAUUCUUACUUUGAUGGCAAAUCAAAAGUUAAAACACAGCAAGGAAUAACAAUAGUAUACAUUUCUUAAAUUGUAAGCCCCUAGCGAACCAAAAAUAAAUUACAAUUUCAAA
Messenger RNA from Drosophila takahashii, 1669 nucleotides. Its product is annotated as transmembrane protein 164. The record is from RefSeq and is a predicted model, not a curated record. Lineage: Eukaryota; Metazoa; Arthropoda; Insecta; Diptera; Drosophilidae.